Messenger RNA from Closterium sp. NIES-65, 6507 nucleotides. Lineage: Eukaryota; Viridiplantae; Streptophyta; Zygnematophyceae; Desmidiales; Closteriaceae. The record is from the annotation of a GenBank genome assembly.
AUGUGUGCGCGUUUCUACUCUUCCUUCUACCGCACUGCACCCAUGUGUUUGUCAUUGCAUGGCAGGGAGCUGCAACAGCUGUUAGGCGGCGCCACGUGCGGCAUACACACCAUGUGGGACGAGCACUUUGGCAUCAGCGUGGUCGAAUACAUGGCAGCAGGGGCUGUUCCCAUAGCCCACAACUCUGCCGGCCCCAAAAUGGACAUUGUCGUGCCAGCCUGCCAUGCUGGUCUGGGGAGGAGGGAGAUGGCCGUCUCACCCACACUGUUGUGUUUCCAUUGCCUCCUCUGUUGCCUCUUGCAGCCCACAACUCUGCCGGCCCCAAAAUGGACAUUGUCGUGCCGGCCUGCCAUGCUGGUUGCAAAGAAGAAGAUCGGCAGGAGAAGAGGGGAGGUGAGGAGGGAGAUGACCGUCUCACACACCCACACUGCUGUGUUUCCAAUAUCUGUUCCUCUGUCUGCUCUGUUGCUUCUUGCAGCCCACAACUCUGCCGGCCCGAAAAUGGACAUUGUCGUGCCGGCCUUUCAUGCUGGUCUGGGGAGAAAAGAAGACGGGCAGGAGAAGGGGGGAGAGGUGGGAGAUGGGGAGGGAGACAAGGAGGGAGGCGAAGGGGAGCAAUCAGAGCCGUUGAUUUGGAAGGGCCAGCUAGAAGCGGACUCAUCAGGCUGUCCUGUAGGGUAUUUGGCGAUGACCGAGGACGAAUACACUGUUGCCAUGCGGGCGGUUUUCGCCAUGUCAGUGGAGGAGAGGGAGCGGAUAGCGACAGCUGGCAGGGAGCGGGCCAAGCGAUUCUCCGAGGAGAAUUUCGAUAAGAGCUUCAAGGAUGUGUUGCGCCCACGGACCCUGCAGCGCCGUGGAGCGUGGGCCACCAGGAGGGGCAUCUGCGCAGCCCCUUCCUGCGCCUGCAUCGGAGCAGGAGAAGCAGACAAGGGUGGGCAGAGGCAGUGGGGCCGGGAUACCAUCACCAUCACCUGGUGGUUACCACCAUCACCUGGUGGUUACCACCAUCACCUGGUGGUUACCACCGUCACCCCCGCCCGCUUCAUUUCACCCCUCACGACGACCCCGGCCCUUGCAACAUGUGCCGCCUCCGUGUUUCCGCUCAUCUUCCCCUUGCCUAACCUUGUUCCCAUUGUGGAGUUCUGCCGGUUGGUUGAAGCGUCGGAGCAGCAGGAGAAGCCGGCACGGGCGGAGGUGGUGGGGCGAACGAAUGACCACCCUCAACCUCGUGCUUUUGCAACCCCGUCCCUUUCCCAACACCAGAGAUCGUGGAGUUCUGCCGGUUGGUUGAAGCGUCGGAGCAGCAGGAGAAGCCGGCACGGGCGGAGACGGUGGGGCGAACGAAUGACCACCCUCAACCUCGUGCUUUUGCAACCCCGUCCCUUUCCCAACACCACACCAGAGAUCGUGGAGGCGUCGGAGCAGGGGAAGCAGGCGCGGACAGAGGCAGCGGUGGGGCGGGUGGGGGGUGUCACUGAGAGGACGGCACAGGGCACCAACACGUACAGUACAGCCACUGUGGUGUUCCCAUCACUCUCCUGCCCUUCUCAUACCCCAGAGAUCGUGGAGUUCUGCCGGUUUGUGGAGGCGUCCGAGCAGGAGAAGCAGGCGCGGCCGGAGGCAGUGGGGCGGGUGACAGGAGAAAUCGUGGAGUUCUGCCGGUUUGUCGAAGCAUCGGAGCAGGAGAAGCAGGCGCGGGCGGAGGCGGUGGGGCGGGUGACAGCUGUCAUCCACAGCAUCUGGGCGCACUGCCACGUGGAGGUGUUUGGUUCGUACGCCACGGGCGUGUACCUGCCGACCAGUGACGUGGAUCCCACCAUACCAGUUCACGCCCCAGACCCAUCUCGUGGGGGAGGGGCAGUGGCACGUGGGGAGGUGUUUGGUUCAUAUGCCACGGGCGUGUACCUGCGGACCAGCGACGUGGAUUACUGCCCUGAUACUGUCGAUGGUAGUGCUGCACUCGGGCUGCCUGGACGUGCAGAGGGCACUGAGAGCACUGGCUACGGCACUGGUGGGAUUGAAGGGAUUUCUUGUCCUGCACCCACCCAAGCCCUUCCCCAUCUGCUGCUCUCUGCUCUCUCCUUCUGCCCCUCUUCCGGCUGCCCGGACGUGCAGAGGGCACUGAGAGCACUGGCGAAGGCACCGAGGGCACUGAGAGCACUGGCGAAGGCACCGGUGGGAUUGAAGGGAGUCCCUGUCCUGCACCCACGCAAGGCACUGCCCGCACCCCUUCAACCCCGCUUCCCUUCCCCUCCCGCAGAUGGUAGUGCUGCACUCGGGCUGCCCAGACGUGCAGAGGGCGCUGAGGGCACUGAUGGUAGUGCUGCACUCGGGCUGCCCGGACGUGCAGAGGGCGCUGAGAGCAUUGGCAAAGGCGCUGGUGGGGAGGAGAGUUGCACGGAACAUGAAGCAAAACAUGUGCAGAGGGCGCUGAGAGCACUGGCAAAGGCGCUGGUGGGGAGGAGAGUGGCUCGCAACAUGAAGGUUAUCGGGCAAGCACGUGUGCCGAUCAUCAAGUUCCUCCUUAUCUCACUCCUCUCCCCUCCCCCUCCAACCUUUUCCUCCCCUACAGGCCAUAGGGCAAGCACGUGUGCCCAUCAUCAAGUUCCUCCUUUUCCUCACUCCUCUCCCCUCCCCCUCCAACCUUUUCCUCCCCUACAGGUCAUUGGGCAAGCACGAGUGCCGAUCAUCAAGUUCCUCUUCUCGCCCGCCUCACGCCUCUCACUCCUUCCCUUUCUUCCCGCCUCCAACCCCCACCCCCCCCCUACAGGUCAUCAGGCAAGCACGAGUGCCCAUCAUCAGGUCAUCGGGCAAGCACGUGCGCACAUCAUCAAGUUCCUCCUUAUCUCACUCCUCUCCCCUCCCCCUCCAACCUUUUCCUCCCCUACAGGCCAUUGGGCAAGCACGUGUGACGAUUUUCAAGUUCCUCCUCUCCUUUUCCAGCCCCUUUCUAUCUUUCUCUCUCUUCCCUUCUCUUCCUCUCUCUUUGCCCACCUCUCCCCCACUGCAGGUCAUUGGAAAGCGCGUGUGCUGAUUAUCAAAUCUCUCAUCUCACUCACUCGCCCCCCCUCCUGCCUGCCUCCCCCCCUGCAGGUCAUCGGGCAAGCACGAGUGCCGAUCAUCAAGUUCCUGGAGAUUGAGAGUGGAGUGUCAUUUGACAUCAGUGCACGUGUGCCGAUCAUCAAGUUCCUGGAGAUGACCAGUGGAGUGUCGUUUGACAUCAGUGCACGAGUGCCGAUUAUCAAGUUCUUGGAGAUUGAGAGUGGAGUGGUGUUUGACAUGAGGUUUACUCCAGUUUUGAGAUGUCUGAAGAACUACCCGGCCCUCUCCUGCCCCUUUCCUCCUCUUUAUCUGAAUGCCCGGCCCUCCUCCCCCUCUUGCCCCUUUCCUCCUCUUUAUCUUUGUCUGAAUGCCCGGCCCUCUUCCCUCUCCUGCCCCUUUCCUCCUCUUUAUCUUUGUCUGAAUGCCUGGCCCUCUUCCCCCUCCUGCCCCUUUCCUCCCUCUCUUUAUCUGAAUGCUCUUGGCAGUUUCGAUACGUCCAACGGACCUGAGACUGCCAAGUUCAUCCUAGCUCUGCCCCACCCUCCCCUCCCCUCCCCUUCCUUCCCCUCCCCUCCCCUUCCUUCCCCUCCCCUCCGCCCCCCCGAACUUGCUCCUCCCAGUUUCGAUACGUCCAACGGACCAGAGACUGCCAAGUUCAUCCGGAACUCCAUGAAAGCCAUGCCAGCGCUGCACCGCAUAUCCCUCGUGCUCAACCUCUUCCUGCACCAGACGAAAUCAAUGAAGGCCAUGCCAGCGCUGCGCCCCGUCUCGCUCGUGCUCAAGCUCUUCUUGCACCAGGCGGUCAAACGAGACGACCCAAGCCUUGUUUUGUACUCCUCUCCCAUUCUCUGGCUGUUCCUUCUUCUCUGGUCUGGCUGUUCCUUCUUCUCUGGUCUGGCUGUUCCUUCUUCUCUGGUCUGGCUGUUCCUUCUCCUCUGGUCUGGCUGUUCCUUCUUCUCUGGUCUGGCUGUUCCUUCUUCUCUGAAAUCCAUGAAGGUCAUUCCAGCGCUGCGCCCUAUCUCUCUCGUGCUCAAGCCUUUUCUCCAGCAGAGGGGGGGUUGGAAAUCCAUGAAGGCCAUGCCAGCACUCCGUCCUAUCUAUCUCGUGCUCAAGCUCUUCCUCCAGCAGAGGAAAUCCAUGAAGGCCAUGCCAGUGCUGCGCCCCAUAUCCCUCAAAUCCAUGAAGGCCAUGCCAGCACUGCGACCCAUCUCUCUGGUGCUCAAGCUUUUUCUCCAGCAGAGGGGCCUCAACGAGGUGUUCACAGGGGGGAUCGGCUCUGCGGUGCAGCGCAGUGCUCUGCGCCUCAUCUCCCUGGUGCUGCUGAAGCUCUUCCUGCAGCAGAGGGGCCUCAACGAGGUGUUCACAGGGGGCAUCGGCUCGUACGCCCUGCUGGUCAUGAUCAUGGCACACCUACAGGAGGGUUCUUUGGGGUUACAAGCUGUCCUGGGCCUCAACGAGGUUUUCACAGGAGGAAUUGGGUCUGCGGUGCAGCGCAGUGCACUGCGAUCCAUCUCCCUGGUGUUCAAGCUCUUCAUGCAGCAGAGGGGCCUCAACGAGGUGUUCACAGGGGGGAUUGGGUCCUGUCCUGUGUUGAAGCUCGUGCUGCAGCAGAUGGGCCUUAACGAGGUGUUCACAGGAGAAAUUGGCUCAUACGCCCUUCUAGUCAUGCGCAGUGCACUGCGCCCCAUCUCCCUGGUGUUCAAGCUCUUCCUGCAGCAGAGGGGCCUCAACGAGGUGUUCACAGGAGGCAUCGGCUCGUACGCCCUUCUAGUCAUGAUCAUGGCGCAUCUUCAGGUGUGGGGCCUCAACGAGGUGUUCACAGGAGGCAUUGGCUUGUACGCCCUUCUAGUCAUGAUCAUGGCGCACUUACAGCUCUUCCUCCAGCAGAGGGGCCUCAAUGAGGUGUUCACGGGAGGCAUCGGCUGUGCGUUGACCUGCAUAUCCCUUGUGUUGAAGCUCUUCCUGCAGCAGAGGGGCCUCAACGAGGUGUUCACAGGAGGGAUUGGCUCUGCAGUGCAGCACGACACAACGCACUGCGCCCACAUAUCCCUCGUGCUGAAGCGCUUCCUUCCUGCAGCAGAGGGGCCUCAACUCAACGAGGUGACCACAGGAGGGAUUGGUUCCUCUACUACCCUCCUAUGGUCAUGCCGCUUUUCAAGCGGCAAGCUAGAGCAGAAUCUGGGCGUACUGCUGGCGAGUGCAGCAGCAAGCAAAGAAGUGCUGUUGUGGACCCACCACAGCCGCUUUUCAAGUGGAAAGCUAGAGCAGAACCUGGGCGUGCUGCUGAACCAGCACGACCGCUUUUCUAGCUGCGAGCUAGAGCAGAAGAACCUGGGCGUCCUGCUGGUGAGUCCCUUUAUACACCUGGGCGCUUUGCUUAGCCAGGAGACGACUUUUGAGGCGCCUCAAAAGCGUCCUCUCUGCUACUGCAGCCAGGAGACGGAUUUUGAGGCGCCUCAAAGGCGUCCUCUCUGCUACUGCAGCCAGGAGACGACUUUUGAGGCGCCUCAAAAGCGUCCUCUCUGCUACUGCAGCCAGGAGACAACUUUUGAGGCGCCUCAAAAGCGUCCUCUCUGCUACUGCAGCCAGGAGACGACUUUUGAGGCGCCUAAAAGCGUCCUCUCUGCUACUGCAGCCAGGAGACGACUUUUGAGGCGCCUCAAAAGCGUCCUCUCUGCUACUGCAGCCAGGAGACGGAUUUUGAGGCGCCUCAAAGGCGUCCUCUCUGCUACUGCAGCCAGGAGACGACUUUUGAGGCGCCUCAAAAGCGUCCUCUCUGCUACUGCAGCCAGGAGACGACUUUUGAGGCGCCUCAAAAGCGUCCUCUCUGCUACUGCAGCCAGGAGACGACUUUUGAGGCGCCUCAAAAGCGUCCUCUCUGCUACUGCAGCCAGGAGACGACUUUUGAGGCGCCUCAAAGGCGUCCUCUCUGCUACUGCAGCCAGGAGACGACUUUUGAGGCGCCUCAAAAGCGUCCUCUCUGCUACUGCAGCCAGGAGACGACUUUUGAGGCGCCUCAAAAGCGUCCUCUCUGCUACUGCAGCCCUUCGAAACAUGAGUCAGGGUGACCCCUGGGAUACCAAAAGCGUCCUCUCUGCUACUGCAGCCCUUCGAAACAUGAGUCAGGGUGACCCCUGGGAUACCAAAAGCGUCCUCUCUGCUACUGCAGCCCUUCGAAACAUGAGUCAGGGUGACCCCUGGGAUACCAAAAGCGUCCUCUCUGCUACUGCAGCCCUUCGAAACAUGACCCUUCGAAACAUGAGUCAGGGUGACCCCUGGGAUACCAAAAUCGUCCUCUCUGCUACUGCAGCCCUUCAAAACAUGAGUCAGGGUGACCCCUGGGAUACCAAAAGCGUCCUCUCUGCUACUGCAGCCCUUCAAAACAUGAGUCAGGGUGACCCCUGGGAUACCAAAAGCGUCCUCUCUGCUACUGCAGCCCUUCGAAACAUGAGUCAGUCAGGGUGA